Molecule: messenger RNA, 678 nt
Organism: Recurvomyces mirabilis
Lineage: Eukaryota; Fungi; Ascomycota; Dothideomycetes; Mycosphaerellales; Teratosphaeriaceae
Exons: 1
Coding region: 1-678 (225 amino acids)
Cellular component (GO): mitochondrion
Molecular function (GO): flavin-dependent sulfhydryl oxidase activity; flavin adenine dinucleotide binding
Source: RefSeq, a predicted model, not a curated record
AUGCCACAAAUCCCACCCCGCCGCUACCUCCUCUCCCUCCUCGCCAUCACCGCCAUCACCUUCCUCAUCUUCCUCUCCUCCUACAGUCGACCCACCGACCGCACCCCCUCCGCCACCCCCUACACCCCACCUUCCCACUCCGCCGACCACAUCCCCAUCGACAAAUCCACCCUCACCGGCAACGUCAUAAUGUCCAAACUCGGCAACGAAACGGCCAAAGCCGAACUCGGCCGCUCCGCCUGGAAACUCCUUCACACAAUCAUGUCCCGCUUCCCCGACACUCCCUCCCAAGACGAACAAACAGCACUAAAAUCCUACAUCCACCUCUUCGUGCGCCUCUAUCCGUGCGGGGAGUGCGCCGAGCACUUCCGGCAGAUAGUCGAGAAGUACCCACCGCAGGUAUCCAGUAGGAGUAGUGCGGCGGUAUGGGCGUGUCACGUGCAUAAUGAGGUGAAUAAGAGUCUGGGGAAGGAGGUUUUUGAUUGUUCGAAGAUUGGCGAUUUCUACGAUUGUGGAUGCGCGGAGGAUGCUAAAGAUGAGAUGAGUGAGAAGGCGUUGGGGACAGGGGAGGGGAAGGCGGAGAUGAGUGAGGAGGCUAAGGAGAGGUUGAAGGGGAAUGGGAGGGAGUUUGAUUUGGGGUUGGUCACGGGAGGGUUGGAUAAUGUCAAGGUGGAAUGA